Messenger RNA from Paramecium sonneborni, 1194 nucleotides. The record is from the annotation of a GenBank genome assembly. Lineage: Eukaryota; Ciliophora; Oligohymenophorea; Peniculida; Parameciidae.
AGGGUGAGAAAAAGAUUGGAAAAUGGAUUGAAAUGUCUGAAGGGUUUGAUUAUUAUAAUUAAGUUACCUAUAUUGGUGAAUAUGAUUAACAGGGUUUAAAAAUAGGUAAAUGGGAUAUAUGGUUUUAAGAGGCUUGUGGAAAAAAAGAACAUAAAUAAAUGUAAAUAUCGUUGAAUUAUAGAAUAAUAUUUAAGUGGUGGUGGAUCAUAUGAAUAUGAAGAGGGUGAGAAAAAGAUUGGAAUGUGGGUUGAAUAGGGGAAUGGUUUUUGGAAUGAAGCUUAGGUGAUUUAUUCUGGGAAAUAUGAUAAGAAAGGUAAAAAGGUAGGUAGAUGGGAUAUUUUGUAUAAAGGGGAAUACGAUUUAGCAUAUUAGCAAAUGUAAAUAUUAUAUCAGGAUAGCAAUAUUUAGUGGUGGUGGAUUAUACCAAAAAGGCUAGUUAAAGAUUAAGAGGUGGAUUGAAUUGUGGGAUGGUUUUUGGAAUGAAGCUAAAAUCACAUAUAAUGGUGAAUAUGAUUUAGAAGGGAUAAAGAUAGGUAAAUGGAAGAUUAUGUAUUGCGAGAAGGGAAAAAAGUAAUAUCAAUAAAUGUAAAAUUAUUAUUUAUAAAACAAUAUUCAGAGGUGGUGGAUCAUAUGAUUCAAAUAAUUUGAAGAUCGGGAAAUGGGCUGAAGUUUUUGAAGGGUUUUAUUAUAGGAAAUAGGUUCUUAAUAUUGGCGAAUAUGAUUAGAAAGGUAUCAAGGUUGGUAUAUGGGAUAUAAUGUUUUAAGAGAUUUGUGGGAAAAAAGGAUUUAAAUAAAUGUAAAUAUUAUUGAAGUAUAGAAUAAUAAAUUAGUGGGGGUGGAUUUUAUAAAAAGGGUUAGAAGAUCGGAAUGUGGGUUGAGUUAGAUGACAGAUUUGAUUAUUAUAAUUAAGUCAUUUAUAAAGGUGAAUAUAAUUAAAAAAGUAUAAAGAUAGAUAGAUGGAAUAUUUACUUUAAAAGCGAAUAUUAAGAGGAAUAUAAAUAAAUGUAUUUACUAUAAAAUAACUUAGUGGUGGUGGAUUAUAUGAAGAGGGCCAGAAGGUAGGGGACUGGGAAGAAAUAAGUGAAAAGUUUUACAUGAAAAAAUAAAUCAUCUACAAAGGUGCAUAUGAUAGUAAAGGUAUGAAAAUUGGUAUUUGGGUGGUGAAGAAUUGAGACUCGAAAAACAAAAAAUGAC